This is a messenger RNA of Stylophora pistillata, 3370 nucleotides long. RefSeq names its product nuclear receptor subfamily 2 group E member 1. Gene Ontology annotation, molecular function: sequence-specific DNA binding; zinc ion binding; DNA-binding transcription factor activity. The record is from RefSeq and is a predicted model, not a curated record. NCBI's taxonomy places the organism in Eukaryota, Metazoa, Cnidaria, Anthozoa, Scleractinia, Pocilloporidae. Gene Ontology annotation, biological process: regulation of DNA-templated transcription.
AAACAUGAUUAGAUGGCCAGAAUCCCAGGAGACACAGAUGUUAUGGCUGCUUUAAGGUCAGCUAUGAAAACCUCGUUCCUACAGCACGCCAAAGUAGUAGCGACGAGAUUAAAAGACAAAUUCAAACACAAAGCAUUCUGCUAUGAAGUGUUAACAUCGAAGUCACAAUCCAAGUUUCAAUGUUGAAGGCCGUUUCCAUGGAUUUUCUUUCCGUGCAAGCAGUUGGUUAUCUUGCCACGAGGCUGUGCAGAGACGCACAAACAAAUAGUCAUUCCAGCUACUAAUAACUUAAAGUUACCAGUCCAAGUAAGAAGGUUGGGCUAUUAAGAUUAAACAAGAGAAAACAGUUAAAUGAAAGAUGUGUUUACUUAAUGAAAACUAUCAAAUCCACGUGUUUGGACCCCAAGCAAAUUUGACCUAACGCCGGAAGGCGAAGUAGACAGACAGAUUACUAAAAAAAAAACGCAAACAAAAGAAAUGGCUCGAGAUCCAAGCGCACCGUUACAAAAUUUCUCGCAAUUAAAACGUGAUUGUCAGUUUUAGCGAUUGCACGAGAAAUGCUGUGGCAACCGAACUUGAAUUAGAUCGUUUCUCAUUCAUAAAGCUGCGGUAUUUAGUCUUUGAACUGUCCUAAAUCCGGUGGAUCGUGAAGCAAGGUUGGAUCUAUUGUUCUUGUUUAAACAGCGUUACAAAUACACACAUGCUUAGCCCCCAUUGCUUUGAGAAUGCUCGCUUAGUGGCAAAGGAUCGCCUAAAACCAUUUAAAGAAUCUAACUUAAUUAGGUGGUUACCCAUGCAAAUCUGAGAUCAGUUCUCUGCCAAUCAGAGUCAAGCUCCUUGACCACCCACCAAUCAGAGAAUACCUACUUUAUGCACCUGCUCAGGACCAGCAAACACAAAUUUCGCCACAAAUUUGCCGUGCAAUAAGUCGUCAGCUCAGAAACUCCCGGGGAACAGAAAUCGAAAUACUCGAGGUGCCUCUCCAUAAGAUAAUUUUCCAUCAGAAUAUCUCUGUUUGGUUUGAAGAAUUGCAGAAGUAUGGCCGACGCAGACGUCCUUGGAGCGAGGCGAGGAAAAUCAGAAGCCAAGCAAACAGUUCUGUGCAAAGUAUGCGGAGACAGAGCCUCUGGAAAACAUUAUGGAGUAUUGACAUGCGAUGGAUGUCGCGGAUUUUUCAAGCGGAGCAUUCGACGGGAUCUUGCGUAUCAGUGUAAAGAAAAUAACUCUUGUCCUAUAGAUGUGGCCAGACGAAACCAAUGCCAGGCUUGCCGGCUAAAAAAAUGCUUUGAAGUUCGCAUGAACCGGGACGCGGUGCAACAUGAACGUGCUCCGCGCACGAAUCAGUUCAAACAGGCUUCAAACGAAGAAAUCCGAUGCAAGCCUCUGAAGAGAAAACAUAACAGCUACGAGCAGGAAAACAUGGAUCUCCCACCAGGCCAAAUUCACGUCACUCCAAAGAAAGAAAAACUUCUGGACUCUCCUGUGACUCCGGAACCUAUAUUCUACAGGAACAGCCCUCCCAGAUAUUCUAUGGAACAUAAGAGCCUCUUCCUUGUGGGUUAUUCUAAAGCCGAGAGCCCAAAAGACGUCCCAGUGGCUGUUUCUGUGCCAACCGCGACCGCAAUGACACCUCCGCACACGCCCCAGCAUGGACAACAGGUACCCUAUUCAAUCAUGUACUUCAGCUCACCGGAAAUGCUGCACGAGUCCGCUGUGCGGAUUCUGUUUAUGACCGUUAAAUGGGUUCGUAACAUUCCAACAUUCUUUGAUCUUCCAUUUCGCGAUCAGGCGAUCUUAUUAGAGGAGGGCUGGAGCGAGCUUUUCAUCCUCAGUGUGGCGCAAUGGAACUUACCCGUGGAGAUAGGAACUUUGCUGGCGGCUGCGGGAUUGAACCCGGAACGGGAUAACUCAGACAAAUCAGUCUGCGGGACGGGUGAGAUCAAGGCAAUGAAAAAUAUUGUGGAAAGGUUUAAAGCUGCGAAUAUCGAUCAGACCGAAUAUGCCUGCUUGAAAGCCAUUCUCCUUUUCAAACCAGAUAUUAGAGGACUGAGAGCCCCAGGUCACGUUGAGCAACUUCAAGAUCAAGCGCAAGGCAUGCUGGGAGAAUAUGACCGCCAAACGUAUCCAAACCAGCAAGUCCGCUUCGGACGACUACUCCUCAUCCUUCCCGGUCUGCGAGUGCUGUCUGCAAAAUGCAUUGAGCAGAUGUUUUUUCGGGGUACGCUUGACAAUAUCCCAAUGGAAAGGCUCUUGUCAGACAUGUUUAAGUCUGCAUAAUUCGUCUUCUAAACUUGGUUUUGCCAGACUUUACGCCCGAACGAGUAAACUCGCCUAAAAAACGGCGGUAAACUAAACGGAAACGCGAAAAAUGACAAGCUUGCGAGGUAAGCGACGAAUGUGUGAGGAUUAAAAUCAGCGUUGACGGUAAAACAUGUGAUCGAUGAUCUUCGUAGAAGUGUGCGUGGACAACCGAAGACGCUCCGAGGGUGAUUAAUUAAGUAUUGCAGGCAACGUCUGGUUCGGAUGUAUUCCGAUUGGAAACAUUGCUUUUAUUACGGAUUGAUGUGAAAAAGAAUAGAUAAAAGCACUACGUUGUCAGCUUCUAAUCAAGUACAACAAACAGUGACUUUCAACAAGAGAACAUCAUUUCAUGUUCUCUUACUUUCGAUUUGAAAACCUAAAUAUUUUAUCCUAAUUCUAGCUUCUGUUCCUAGCCGCGUUGCUGAAUCUACUGAUUAUUUCAUCAAAUCUCUUAGCCGUGCUUCGAGAAGAAUUUUUUUCUCCUUUCUGAACAUCACAAAAAUUCUGAAAUCAAUUCAAUUAAUUUUUCCUUUUAUCAAAUUCUUUCUUGCAUUAGCUUAAAUAUCUUUUUUAUUGUAACCAUCUUUCGUUUAGCUUAAUUUUCUUUCGUUUCUACAGUUUUUUACUUCUUCUUAAUAUUUCAAAUUGUUCUUCUCUCAGCCGGAUUAGUCAGAAUUUUAUAUCUAAGUUUUUGCACUUUGCCAUUUAUAAGAAAAAUAAUUACACAAAUAACUAAAGUUUUGGAUUUUUUUUUUUUGUUGUUUUACAUAUUAGCAAAACAAUGUGCAAUAGUGAUAUUCUCAGACUUAAAAUUUUAAUACAAAGAACGAAAAGUCAGAGCCCGAAGCAAUUCCUGUAAACUGUCAAUUAACUUGAAAAACGCGUUUCACAUAAACAGUGUGGUAUCUUGAAAACGAGGUUCAUAUCGCUAAUUUCGCAAGAUUUAGAUAGCCUACCGCAUGAGAGUCGCUGAAAAGAAAAUCUCUGGAAGCGAAAAUAUGCAAUGUAUGCAGCUCUAAAUAUGUAAAUAUUAAUUAAGAAUAAUCUGUUAAUAAAGAUCCUAUAAGUG